Messenger RNA from Dioscorea cayenensis subsp. rotundata (Guinea yam), 1547 nucleotides. RefSeq names its product E3 ubiquitin-protein ligase RHF2A-like. The record is from RefSeq and is a predicted model, not a curated record. Bases 96 to 1295 code for a protein of 399 amino acids. Gene Ontology annotation, molecular function: ubiquitin-protein transferase activity. NCBI's taxonomy places the organism in Eukaryota, Viridiplantae, Streptophyta, Magnoliopsida, Dioscoreales, Dioscoreaceae. The transcript has 9 exons.
GGGGGCUCAUCUUCUUUGAUUCUUGUUCGUCUUUUCUCUCUGUCUCUCGUUGUUGAUCAUGGAUUCCAAUCGUUUGGCGAUGGAAUUCGUGAUCAAUGUCGGGAAAUAUGACUGAGCCCUCGAUCCCUCAGCCCCAAUCGACACCAAUUUCACUGAGGAUGGAGGAGACUAAGAUGGAGGAGAAGAUACUUUCAUCAGCUGCGGCAUUUGUGGAAGGUGGCCUCCAAGAUGCAUGUGGUGAUGCUUGCAGUAUAUGUCUCGAGGAUUUUUGUGACAGUGAUCCUUCUACUGUUACAAAUUGCAAACAUGAGUUCCAUCUCCAGUGCAUCCUUGAAUGGUGUCAAAGAAGUUCUCAAUGCCCUAUGUGUUGGCAAGCCCUUAGCUUGAAGGAUCCCAUCAGCCAAGAAUUACUUGAAGGUGUGGAAAGGGAGAGAAAUUUGAGGGCAAGUCGAUCACGAAGUACUACAUUUUAUCAUCCAGCACUUGGAGAUUUUGAAUUACAACAUCUACCACUUGGUCCUAAUGAUGCUGAACUUGAGGAACGUAUAUUCCAACACCUGGCUGCAGCUGCCGCAAUGGGUAGAGCACAACAUAUUGCAAGAAGAGAUGGGCAGCGAGGAAGGUCUGCGGCAAGGGGCAGGCCCCAAUAUGUUGUAUUCUCAACAAAUUCAAGCUCCGUUCCAGCUACGUCUGGUGAGAGAGGAGAAGGUGAAACCACUGCAACUACUGUCUCUGCUGGCUCAGGCUCAUCAGGUUCCAUUGCUAAUACGUUAGAGGAAUCAAUUCCUCAGGCCCAACGCACAACCCAAGCUCAGACCAGUCAAGUUGUCUCCAUACAACCUGGACCCAGUUCUGUUGCGACUGCCCGACCUGUUCUGUCUCAUAGCCGGAGCUCUGUCGUUCACUCCACUCAAGAUAGAGCAGGACCAUCGGAUUUCCAGUCUUUUUCAGAAACCUUAAAAUCUCGCUUUAAUGCAGUCUCAUUGAGAUACAAGGAGAGCAUAGCAAACAGUACUCGUGGAUGGAAAGAGAGAUUUUUUUCACGCAACACUUCUACGGCAGAUCUUCAUUCUGAUGCCAGGAGAGAUGUUAAUACUGAAGUGGCUACUGUCUCUCGCAUGAUGGAGUGCCUCGGUACAAGAAAUGGUAUCCAAGCCACAAGCCCCUCUCUCACACAAAGCACUGAAGGUCAUACAUAUUCCAGUGAUGAAAGAGUUUCUGAUAAUUCUGCUAAUCCUGCAACAAAUGGUAGUGCUGCUCCUGCUUGUUUUACCUCAAAUCCAGGUCCAAGUUGAGCUGUUGUUCUCUUUCAUUUUCAGGCCAUCUCCAUCAAACAUCAGGUUCUUUACUUUUGGAGGAGGUGCUGUUAGGCUUUUAUCUGGACUGAAGAUGCAAUCUGGAAAUAAAUGGUGUGUAAAUUCUUGUCAAUCCCCUCCGGACUUGUGGAAUUUGUAUAUAUGUGUUUAAUAUGCUCUGAUUGAAUGAGAGAAAGGGGGCUGGUCUGUGAAAUCUAUUAAUAAAAUUUGAAUGAAAACAUUUCUAUGUUA